AGCAUUCUGGGAAUUGUAGUUUUCUGAACAGAAGGGACCGUUCUGUAGCAGAAGCCGGGGUGCUGCCUGUUCUCCCGCCUUCAUUUCCCAUCGUGCUGAGGCGGGUGGCAUGGCGGAGAAGGAUGACACCAGAGUUUGACGAAGAGGUGGUUUUUGAGAAUUCUCCACUUUACCAGUACUUACAGGAUCUAGGACACACAGACUUUGAAAUAUGUUCUUCUCUGUCACCAAAACUGGAAAAAGGCACAGUGACAGAAGGACAACAAAAGCCUCCUGCCAGAGCCCUGCCAAAACAAGGCAUCCUGUUAAAAGUGGCUGAAACCAUCAAAAGUUGGAUUUUCUCUCAGUACAAUAAGAAAGAUGACUUACUUCACAAGCUGGAUAUUGGAUUCCGACUUGACUCACUACAUACCAUCCUGCAACAGGAAGUCCUGUUACAAGAGGAUGUGGAGCUGAUUGAGCUACUUGAUCCCAGUAUCCUGUCUGCAGGGCAACCUCAACAACAGGAAAAUGGACACCUUCCAACACUUUGCUCCCUGGCAACCCCUAAUAUUUGGGAUGUCUCAGUGCUGUUUGCCUUCAUUAGUUUGCUCAUUAUGCUUCCCACUUCGUGGAUUGCAUCUUCCUGGCUGGUAUGGGGAGUGAUUCUAUUUAUUUUUCUGAUCGUAAGAGCUUUGAGAUUAUGGAGGACAGCCAAACUACAAGUAACUCUAAAAAAAUACAAUGUCCAUUUAGAAGAUACAGCAACAAAUAGCCGAGCUUUUACUAACCUUGUGAGAAAAGCUUUACGUCUCAUUCAAGAAACCGAAGUCAUUUCCAGAGGAUUUACACUUUUGCUUGACAGGGUCAGUGCUGCUUGCCCAUUUAAUAAAGCUGGACAGCAUCCCAGUCAGCAUCUCAUCGGUCUUCGGAAAGCUGUCUACAGAACUGUAAGAGCCAACUUUCAAGCAGCAAGGCUAGCUACCCUAUAUAUGCUGAAAAACUACCCCCUGAACUCUGAGAGUGACAAUGUAACCAACUACAUCUGUGUGGUGCCUUUUAAGGAGCUGGGCCUGGGACUUAGUGAAGAGCAAAUUUCAGAAGAGGAAGCACAUAACCUUACAGAUGGCUUCAGCCUCCCUGCUUUGAAGGUUUUGUUUCAACUCUGGGUGGCACAGAGUUCAGAGUUCUUCAGACGGUUAGCCCUAUUACUUUCUACAGCUAAUUCACCUCCUGGGCCCUUACUGACUCCAGCACUUUUGCCUCAUCGUAUUUUAUCUGAUGUGACUCAAGGUCUACCUCAUGCUCAUUCUGCCUGCUUGGAAGAGCUUAAGCGCAGCUAUGAGUUUUAUCGGUACUUUGAAACUCAGCACCAGUCAGUACCCCAGCGUUUAUCGAAAACUCAGCAGAAGUCAAGAGAAUUGAAUAACGUUCACACAGCAGUACGCAGCUUACAGCUCCAUCUGAAAGCGUUACUGAAUGAGGUAAUAAUUCUUGAAGAUGAACUUGAAAAGCUUGUUUGUACUAAAGAAACACAGGAACUAGUAUCAGAAUCUUAUCAAAUCCUAGAACAGAAGUUAAAGUUGAUUCAGCCCCAUGUUCAGGCAAGCAACAAUUGCUGGGAAGAGGCCAUUUCUCAAGUGGACCGACUGCUCCGAAGAAACACAGAUAGAAAAGGCAAGCCUGAGAUAGUAUGUGAAAAUCCGCGUUGUACUGUGGUACCUUUGAUGCAGCCUACUCUACACAUUGCCGACAAAGAUCCAAUCCCUGAGGAGCAGGAAUUAGAAGCUUAUGUAGAUGAUAUAGAUAUGGACAGUGAUUUCAGAAAGGAUGAUUUUUAUUACUUGUCUCAAGAAGACAGAGAGAGACAGAAGCGUGAGCAUGAAGAAUCCAAGAGGGUACUCCAAGAACUAAAAUCUGUGCUGGGAUUUAAAGCAUCAGAGGCUGAAAGGCAGAAAUGGAAGCAACUUCUAUUUAGUGAUCACGCUGUGUUGAAAUCCUUGUCUCCUGUAGACCCAGUGGAACCCAUAAGUAAUUCAGAACCAUCAGUGGAUUCAGAUAUGGGGACAGUUGGUAAAAAUGAUACUGAAGAGGAAAAUAGUAAACCCUCCACAGCUGACAAUGAAAUAAGUAGUAGGACUGAGUAUUUAUCUGAAAACCCUCUAGAUGGUAAAAAUAAAGACAAUUCUGCAAAUGAAGCCUUCCUCCAAGGAGCUGAAGAAAGAGUGUGUUACCAAUGUGAGAGUGAAGAGGAAUGUCAGCAGGCAGAUGUAGAUAGCCUGUCCACUGCCCUUCCAGCUCCCAGGGACCUAUUACAGCCCUCCAUUAAGCAGAGGCUGGCCCGGCUCCAGCUGUCACCGGAUUUUACCUUCACCGCUGGUCUUGCUGCAGAAGUGGCUGCUAGAUCUCUCUCCUUUACCACCAUGCAGGAACAGACUUUUGGUGAUGAGGAGGAAGAACAAAUAAUACAAGAAAAUAAAAAUGAGGUAGAAGAGAAGUAAGAACCAAGAUUUACAUGAAGGAUUUUAAAUUGUUGCUUUUAUGCAGGUGUUUUAGCUUCAACACUAGAUAGGUGAUCCACUGGAAAGGGAAAACGAGUGUUAAGUUUACUAUAUAUAAAGCUGAGAUGUGAAUUUACAGCAAAAACCCUGGUUUGAACAACUGCUUUGAAAAUAGUAGCUAACCUGUAAAUGGCAAAUUUUUAGGAAAGUCAGAGAAAGGUAAGGGCUCUUUCAAAUAAACUGCUGUUCUACUUGCAGUACAACUGAUCGAUCUUGGGAAUUCUUUAGGUACUUUUAAUAAGAAACAAAUUUAUCAUUUCUUGCCAGAAUUUGCUAAAAUGACUGGGAUAAUUCUGUUGCAAGAACAUUAACAUUUAGUAUGACUCCUUUUUACUGUAUUCUCGCAGUUAAUAACUGCAGCUAUUAUGUUAAUAACAACUUGUUUGUAUUUUAUUUUUGUUUAUACCAGUCUUAAAGAUACAGGUUCUGAAUAAAAAAAAAAUUGAAUUCAUACAAUUAAUGUGUACUGGGGUUUGGAACUCAAACGUAGUGUCAAAAGUACUGGGAUUGUGAUAUGUUUCUUAUGUUUCCUUGUUCAUACCUGUAUUUGGUAGUUAAUUUUAAGAUGUCCUAAUAGUCUUGAAAAGAAAAACAUUGUACUGUUUUAAAAAUUAGCCUUUCAAUUAUUUUUUGUGUUUAUCUUCUGUUCGUGUUAUAACUAAUAGGGAAUGAUGUCAGAGUGGGAUCUCUUUGGUUCAAGGCCCCAUUCUCAACUUUGCAGCAAGUUCUUUGUGUAGGUUUGCCUGCAGAUCACUGGGUACCACUAACACAAGCCAGUCACUUGAGCUGCUGAGGCUAUACCCUCUCCACUUUAUUGAGAUUCUGGAAACAUUCUGUCUGCUUCCUGGAAAGCAUCCUUGUCUCCUUAAUACUUCAUUGACAAACUACCUCGUAAAAGAGGUUGCUUUCCAAAUUGUCCAGUGUUAAAUGAUUGCAUUUUCAAAAUGUGACAUUUUCAGGAGUAUAUUUUUUCUUGAAACCUAUAGCCCUUAUGCACUGACAUAGUUUAUAGACAUUACUUGGGAAGAGUAUAGGAGUAGUAAUUUUUGCUGCUGUCCUACCAAGGAGAUUACACAAUGAAUAUAGAUUGUCUUCAGAGUUAAACAUUCAGAUUCCUGUAAACUUGGCCCUUUGACUUAGUAGAGUUAUGUAUACCAAGGAGAUUUUUAUUUAAUUUUUUCAGUAAUCUUGGGAAAUUUAUUUUUUAACCUGAGGAAAAACUUGGUUCUGCUUUAUGUGAAUAGUAGAGACCCUCUGAACACUAAGUGAUUCUGCCUAUUGCCAAAAAUUCUAGGACUUAUCCAUAAUUAAGCUCUUAGGAUUAUCUUAGGGUGGGCCCAGUUUCUCACUUAGCAAUGGUUAGCUAAAUUUCAAGAAAAAAACAAAUCUUGUUUUGAGACUGAUGAUUAUAUUCGUAAAUAAUAUUUUCCUUAUAAAUUACUUAGUUUGCCAACUCUUCUCCUCCUUGGACUGAGAGGAGGCAAUUAUGGAAAAACUUGGUAAUCUUUUUCUUAAUCUGUGAACUUAACACAAAAAGAACUAGAGUUUAAUAACUUUUAAUUCUUUUAUUGUAUUAUUUUUGUUAUAGCAGUUUGGGAAAAUAUCUUCAUAAUAUUUUAUCAGUUUUAUUCAGUGCUGGGGUGAUACUUUUUAAUUUUAAAAGACUGAUUUUAGUCAGGAAUUCCUAAUCUUCCAGUCUGUGAUCUGUUUUAUUUACUAGUUGUUAACUUAAUUCUAUGAAAAUUCUACUUGUUGAAACCAUGAUAAAAGGAUCUUGGGACUUUAAAUGAAGUAUCUUUUUUUGUGUAGUUUUCAAAAUUUCUUUCAUCAUUUAAACGGUUUCUAAGAUAAAAUAUUACCUUCCCUGUGAAUAUUCUUAAUUUUCUCUUAUAAUAGUCUAAAAGUCAGUGUUUCUCAGGUUUUUGGUUUUUUUGUUUUGUUUUGUUUUGUUUUUUGGGUUUUUAUGGGGCACCUACCUUAGAAUAAAUUAGAGGUCUUGUUUUUAUAUUGCAGAUUUGGGGCCAUAUUCCCAAUCCAUUCUUAGUUGGUCAUUUUGGAAUGAGACCUAGGUGAUGCUUACGUGCAGUAAAAAUCUAAGAAUCUCUGUCUAGGACUUCGUUUUCCUUGCCAUGAAUACCUUAGGAAAUAAAAACAAAUAGGCCAAUGUAAUUAUAAGUAGGUAUUCUUGUUUGUUACUUUUAUAAGAAUAUUUCAGUUUCUAUUAUCAGGCUUUUGACUAGUUUUAAUUGUUGCCAUCCUCCUUCCAAAAGAAGCUCUCUGGGAAAAAUAUUUUGGGAUGCAACACUUGUAAUUGUGCUUUCCAAAUUUUACAAUGAUAUUUUGACAGGAUAAUUCUUGUUAGGAGUAAUAUCCUAAUAGCUUUUAACAUGAACAUUUAUUUUACCAGGAUAAACCUAGUACUUAAUGUAAGAAUCCAUGAAAGAAGCUAUUUGGGGCUCUCUUGAAGACAAGAUUUUUACUCUUUGCCUGAAGUAAGGAAAGUCAUGGUAGUAAAUGAUUUGGUAACAGUUAUCACACCUAAAAUUCUUACUUUUUUCAGCUUUCAUUAAAACCCUGCAUAUCUGGCA
Molecule: messenger RNA, 5128 nt
Organism: Neogale vison (American mink)
Lineage: Eukaryota; Metazoa; Chordata; Mammalia; Carnivora; Mustelidae
Gene: VEZT
Product: vezatin, adherens junctions transmembrane protein
Exons: 12
Coding region: 123-2480 (785 amino acids)
Biological process (GO): cell-cell adhesion
Cellular component (GO): plasma membrane
Molecular function (GO): myosin binding
Source: RefSeq, a predicted model, not a curated record